AGUGUUUCUCAUUACAUGGAAAGAAACGGCCCACUUAGCCAUUUUAGCGGACGCAGUAUUUGUUUGUCUUCCAUUGGAUAGAAUUCGUUUCUCUUUCCUUGAAAGCUCUCAACUUGACCAUCAUCUAUAUAUUAUCAUAUCACACUCCAUUACCGUACUAGCUAAAAGGCCCUCAUUAUUCUGCUUUCAUAUCAAGUAUUGGGAAGUGGAGGUCGAGGAGUGACGAAGAUGGGUAGGGCUUUAGCUGGGUUUUUGGGGAUUUUGUGGUUGUGCUGGUGGAUAGCCGUGGUGGAAGCGGAGUCUGCCAAGUACAAGGAUCCAAAGCAGCCAGUGGCAGUUCGAAUCAAAGAUCUGAUGAGCAGAAUGACCGUAGAGGAGAAGAUUGGUCAGAUGGUGCAGAUUGAUAGAACUGUUGCUUCUGCAGAUAUAAUGAGAGAUUACUCCAUAGGGAGUUUAUUAAGCGGGGGUGGGAGUGUUCCACUUCCAGAGGCCACUGCUCAGGAUUGGGUAAAUAUGGUAAAUGAUUUUCAAAAGGGGUCUCUUUCUAGUCGUUUGGGGAUUCCCAUGAUCUAUGGCAUUGAUGCUGUUCACGGCCAUAAUAAUGUCUAUAAUGCUACCAUAUUUCCACAUAAUGUGGGGCUUGGAGCUACCAGGGAUCCAGACCUGGUUAGGAAAAUAGGUGCUGCAACUGCUCUUGAAGUUAGAGCCACAGGGAUUCCUUAUGUCUUUGCUCCAUGCAUUGCGGUUUGUAGGGAUCCAAGAUGGGGACGCUGUUAUGAAAGCUACAGUGAGGAUCCCCAAGUUGUACAACAGAUGACAGAGAUCAUACUGGGGUUACAAGGAAAUCCACCCAAUGGUUCUCGGAAAGGAGUUCCAUAUGUUGGUGGCAAGGACAAGGUUGCUGCUUGUGCAAAACACUUUGUGGGUGAUGGUGGGACAACCAGGGGUAUCAAUGAGAACAACACUGUCAUUGACAUGCAUGGAUUGCUCAGCAUUCAUAUGCCUGCCUAUUCUGAUUCAAUACUCAAAGAUGUUUCAACAAUCAUGGUUUCCUACUCCAGCUGGAAUGGGGAAAAGAUGCAUGCAAAUCAAGAGCUAGUUACUGGUUUCCUCAAGAACACCCUUAAUUUCAAGGGUUUUGUCAUUUCAGAUUGGGAGGGCAUAGAUAGGAUCACCUCACCACCACAUGCAAACUACACGUACUCUGUCCAAGCUGGCAUUCAGGCAGGCAUUGACAUGGUCAUGGUCCCCUUCAACCAUACAGAAUUCAUUGAUGAUCUUACAUACCUAGUCAAUAGCAAAGUUAUCCCAAUGAAUCGUAUUGAUGACGCUGUACGAAGAAUUUUGCUGGUCAAGUUUACCAUGGGUCUCUUUGAGAACCCUUUGGCUGAUUUCAGCUUAGUCAAUGAGCUUGGAAGCCAGGCACACAGAGAAUUGGCAAGGGAAGCUGUGAGGAAAUCACUUGUACUACUGAAGAAUGGGAAAAAUGGAACAAAUCCAUUGCUACCCCUCUCGAAGAAGGCUUCAAAGAUCCUAGUUGCUGGUACCCAUGCUGAUAAUUUAGGCUAUCAAUGUGGUGGUUGGACUAUCAAUUGGCAAGGAUUCAGUGGAAACAACUAUACAAGGGGAACAACAAUCCUGGGUGCCAUAAAAUCUGCUGUUGACUCAAGCACUGAAAUUGUCUUCCAAGAGAACCCUGAUGCUAACUUCUUCAAGUCCAAAAAAUUUGAUUAUGCCAUAGUUGCUGUUGGCGAGCCCCCUUAUGCCGAGACUGCAGGGGACAGUGCAACCCUCACAAUGAAAGAUCCUGGUCCAAGUGCCAUUAGCAAUGUUUGCAAUGCUGUUAAGUGUGUGGUGGUUGUCAUUUCAGGCAGACCUAUUGUGAUUGAACCAUAUAUUGAUGCAAUUGAUGCACUAGUGGCAGCAUGGUUGCCAGGAACAGAAGGCCAAGGUGUGACUGAUGCUCUUUUUGGGGAUUAUGGAUUCAGUGGAAAGCUUCCAAGAACAUGGUUUAAAACUGUCGAUCAACUACCAAUGAAUGUUGGGGAUCCACACUAUGAUCCACUAUUUCCCUUCGGGUUUGGACUUAAAACCGAGUCAGUUCCAAGCAUUGUGGCAAAGGCAACGUCAGCUGCAGAUUCUCCAAGGCCAUAUAUUGUUAUACUCAUGGCUUCUAUAUCUUCGUGGUUUGUACUCCAGAGGUAAUCACCCUAGUUGGUGAAGUUAGUUACGUGUGGCUACAGGAAGUGGCAUUAUUGGAAGAUUUACCUCGGCAGCAACAUUCUCCAAUGCUAAUUUGCUAUGUGCCCAAAUUGUUAGGAUUUUGGUUUAUGUGGCUAGACUUAGUACCAUUCAAUCAAUAAAAUCAUUCUUCAUUU
This is a messenger RNA of Rubroshorea leprosula, 2378 nucleotides long. The record is from the annotation of a GenBank genome assembly. NCBI's taxonomy places the organism in Eukaryota, Viridiplantae, Streptophyta, Magnoliopsida, Malvales, Dipterocarpaceae.